Messenger RNA from Limulus polyphemus (Atlantic horseshoe crab), 4195 nucleotides. It is a transcript of the gene MED23, whose product is annotated as mediator of RNA polymerase II transcription subunit 23-like. The record is from RefSeq and is a predicted model, not a curated record. Gene Ontology annotation, cellular component: mediator complex; transcription regulator complex. Gene Ontology annotation, biological process: positive regulation of gene expression; regulation of transcription by RNA polymerase II. NCBI's taxonomy places the organism in Eukaryota, Metazoa, Arthropoda, Merostomata, Xiphosura, Limulidae.
AAAGUUUUGCUAUACUUUCGUACGUAUAGAUUAAUAGUAAGUGAAUAACAUUGAGGAAUGUAGUAUUAAACGUUUAAUAUGGAAAAAAUUAAAGAACAACUUGAAGCAAAAAUGUAUUUCAAGUGAAAAAAAAACGUUAAACGUUUUAACUGCUAGGUUACCAUAAUGACAUCAGAAAAUACAGAAAAACUGGUUAACCGCUAUGUUGAUACGGUUUCGCAAUCUGAAAGUCUUGAAGAAGCAUUCAAUUCAUUUAUCAUCCACUCCCCUGGUCAGGAAAAAUGGAAGAUGAAAGCAUAUGAAGAUGGAUUGAAGAACUUGUUUUCUAAUAUGCCUCAUGAUUCGGUUGAAUCAGCAGUGAAACAGUAUGUUAAAGAUGUAUCUGAACUAAGCAGUCAGAGACAGGCAACUCUUCUUCUUUCAAUGCUUGAAUUUGGUGUAUCAUCCAAUCUUCUUUCCCCAAAACUUGUCUGUGAGACAUUGCUUAUCUGUGAAAAACUCCAGUAUCAAAAUGAACAUUUCUGGCUACAGACUUUUCAGUUGGUGAGAAGAAUCAUCUCUGGAGUUGACUAUAAGGGUGUACGAGAUUUGCUGAAAAUUAUUCUUGGGAAAGCACAUACAUCUAUAAUCCCAUCCAAUAUUAAUGUGUCAGUACUAAAUCAACUAAAUGCCCUUCAGCAGGUAAUGGAACAUAUUUUUGAUCGAAAUGCUAGUCUACUUCCAAGUUACUUAGUCCUUGAUGAGGUUCAGAAGAGGCUAUGCCCAAAAGGUGGCUGGCCACAUUGGAAAUUUUCUAAGCUAAUAUCAUCAUUUAUAGAUAGUUUCCAGCCUACUGCGCAGAUGGUGUCAGUCACACGUCGAUCCAUGUUGCUACCAGUUGUUGGACAUUCAGUUGGCUUGGACAUUUGGAAGCUUGAUCCAACAACUGCAAAGUUUUCACUGCGAGGUUGUCUUCCAUUUAGAAAGGACUUGCUGAUUCCCCAAACAGCACUUUUACAGUAUGUUCUAGAGCAGCCUUACUCACGAGAAAUGGUUUGUGCAAUGUUGGGACUCAGCAAACAGUACAAGCAAAGUUGUCAAGCUCUUGAGGAACAGUUGGUGGAAUUACUACUUGUUGCAAUGGAAAGAUCUGAGAAUGAGGCAGACAAUAAUGAAGACUGGACUUCCACUCAGUUGCUGUGGCAACACCUCUCAUGUCAGCUCAUCUACUUUGUUCUUUUCCAGUAUACAAGCUUUCCCCAGAUGGUGCUGUCUUUACAUGAUAAGUUAGCUGGAAGGAAUCUGAAGAAAGGUCGUGACCAUCUAAUGUGGGUUUUAUUGCAGUUUAUAUCAGGAAGUAUCCAGAAACACCCAUUGAAUGAUUUUCUUCCAGUCCUAAAGCUGUAUGAUCUGUUGUACCCUGAGAAAGAGCCACUACCCCUCCCAGACGUAACCAAAGCUAGUGCAACCCAUAGUCUGGCCAUCACCUCAAUUUGGAUACAUCUUAUGAAACGAGUUCAGACAGAUAAAGUUAACCUUCAGAGGCCUGUGCCUCAAGCUCUUAAGACCCAUUUAGAGUUCUUGCAACGCAGUUUGAUGAGUACUGAUCUGCCUAUUAGCUUGAACACAAACUACACUGUGUCACUCUUAUGCAAUGCUUAUAGCACAAACCAAGACUACUUUUCUCGGCCUAUGGGGGUACUGGUUGAAGCUGUUUAUGGGAAUCAGAAAUCUCAACAAGCUGCACUGAACACAUCCAGCUCCACUGUUUUGGGCCCAGUUCAACCACUGUCCAUGAUUGUCCUUGACUCUCUAACUGUUCACACCAAAAUGAGCCUAAUCCACAAUAUUAUGUCCCACAUUGUGACCCAUGUUGUCAAACAAGCUCAAAGCAAGACCUCUACACCUUUGGCCCCUGCUCUAGUAGAGACAUAUAGUAGACUUUUGGUCUAUAAUGAGAUUGAAUCCCUGGGCAUUAAAGGUUUUAUAACCCAUCUGCUUGUGAAUGUGUUACGUCACCAAGCAUGGGGGACCUUGCACACCUUGUUGGAAAUGUUUACUUACCGACUUCAUCACAUUUUGCCUCAUUAUCGUAUACACUUGCUCACACAUCUUCAAAACCUAGCUACACUUUCUCAAACCAAUCAGAUUCAGCUGUUUCUGUGUAUGGAAAGUACAGCACUGAAGUUGAUCAUGAGGCUUGGUAAUGCGGAGGUGCAACCUCAGUUAUCACGCUUCCAGAGUGAGAACAGAAAUCAACCAGUCAUCUCUGCAGAAUCAGAAGAGCUCAACAAAGCUCUUAUUCUUACAUUAGCACGUGCUAUUCAUGUGACAGGAUCCGAAACGCUGUCAGCCACUUGGUGCCAAGACUUGUUGAGUAAUAUCAUGCAAAACACCCCUCUCAGCUGGUCUAAUUUCACCCUAAUGUGCUUUCCUCCUGUCUUGGCUGAGUUUUUCACUCAAUACCAAGUCCAGAAAGAAAAUAAAGCACAACUUAAACGCUCAGUGGAAGAAGAAUACAGAAAGUGGAAAACAAUGAGUAAUGAAAAUGACAUUAUUGCUCAUUUCUCUCUACAAAAAACCACUCCUCUUUUUCUUUGCCUUUUAUGGAAAAUGCUUUUGGAGAAUGAUAGAAUAAGUCCUUUAGCAUACAAAAUCUUGGAUAGAAUAGGUGCUCGUGCUCUUUCAGCUCACUUGAGAACCUUUGCAGAUUUUCUUGUUUUUGAAUUUGCAAACUCUCCUGGUGGCCAAUAUGUUAACAGGUAUAUUGAUGCUUUGAAUAACCUGAUUUGGAAGUGCCAUGUCAUUACCUUGGAUAGAUUGAUUCUGUGUCUGGCACUGAGAAGUUUUGAAGGCAAUGAAGCUCAGGUCUGUUUCUUCAUCAUUCACAUGCUCUUAUUGAGACCAGAAGAGUUUAAGAACAGGGUAUAUGAUUUUGUGAAAGAUGUAAUGGAUAUAGUCAUCCAUCGUUUUCUAGAGCUUGCACCAGUGGCUCCUGUGUCAAUGUCUGUUGAAGGAUUACUGGAUCAAUUGGGUUGUCUUUACAAAUUCCAUGAUCAUCCUGUUACAUAUCUGUACAAUACCCUUCAUUAUUAUGAACAGAAGUUGAAGGACAGGUCAACAUUGAAGAGAAAAUUAGUUUCCUCAGUUAUUGGUUCUCUGAAAGACAUCCGUCCUCGAGAUUGGGCAUUAACUGAAGACUUUUUAGCUUAUGCCCAACGCCCUCCUGAAGACAUCAACUGGAUGCCAGAACUUGACUACUAUGUUCGUCUUAUGGAACGUCUAGUAAACACUAUUAAUGGAAAGCAUGUUUUUCCACACAUGGACUGGCGUUUCAAUGAAUUUCCAAAUCCAGCUGCCCAUGCUCUUCACAUUACUGGUGUGGAAAUUAUGGCUUUACCAGUGUCAGCAACUACAGUGGGAUCCAGCCUCCUUGAUGUGGUCCUGAAAGGCCAUGCAGUGUUACCUCGAGCCAACAUUUCGUCCUGGAUGAAUGCUGUUGGAUUAACUCUCACAGCUCUACCUGAAAGUUACUGGUCUUCUCUGCAUAAUAAGAUCUUAGAAAUGAUUCAGAGUCCACUUCUUAGUUCUCCGUCUCCUACUCUGAAUGUGUUCCAAGUAUUUGACUUUAGCAGCAACCAUGAGAGCAUGUGUGAAAUACAGUGUAGUUAUCUCGUUGCUCUUACACAUGCAGUUUGGUACCAUGCUAGCAUCGGCCAGAUGAGUGUCUUGCCUGAGUUUAUCAAGGAGCAGGUAAAACCUGUAAUAACUAAUGAAGAACAGUUUUUGUUCCUGUGCCACUUAGUUGGACCUUUUCUUCAACGUCUUUGGUCUGAGCGAACUCGUAUUGUCAUGGAUCUGACUUUAGAGUUAUACCUGAUUCUUCAGACAGUUGAUCAGUCAUGCGAGCACCUGAAUCAUUUGGUUCCUAUCUGCGACUUACUGUAUCACAUAAAGUAUAUGUUUACAGGAGACUCCAUCAAGAACGAUAUUGAAGGAAUUAUCCGGACGCUGCGUCCUUCUCUGCAGAAGCAACUGAGAUUCAUCACUCAUCUGAACAUUGAAGAGCCAGCUCUAUCAUAAAACAAACCACUUUGACUUUGUAGUACAUGGAAAUCAAUGUUUGUAUCAUUAUGUACAAAAAUAUCUAAGUUCAUUCCAUUUUCAGAAGAACAUUUUAGCUGAAAAUGAAAUAAAAAUAUUUCUGUUAUCAGGA